Suillus clintonianus is the source of this 2039-nucleotide messenger RNA. RefSeq lists its product as uncharacterized. Gene Ontology annotation, cellular component: nucleus. Gene Ontology annotation, biological process: regulation of transcription by RNA polymerase II. Gene Ontology annotation, molecular function: DNA-binding transcription factor activity, RNA polymerase II-specific; RNA polymerase II cis-regulatory region sequence-specific DNA binding; zinc ion binding. The record is from RefSeq and is a predicted model, not a curated record. NCBI's taxonomy places the organism in Eukaryota, Fungi, Basidiomycota, Agaricomycetes, Boletales, Suillaceae. The transcript is spliced from 5 exons. The coding region runs from base 64 to 1896 and encodes 610 amino acids.
AGACACUUGACUUGCACUAACAGGCUGGAGGACCUCCACAGUCACCAAGCUAAUAAGCUCACGAUGGAAAAUACCGCAAUCACACAUCGGGUUAACCAAGGGAACUUCUCCCUUUCUCUUACUCGUCAUUCUUCCAGGUAUUCACCACAUAAAUACAGCUUUAGCUUGUCGCCAUCGGCGUCGCUGACGAUCAGCCCGCCUUACCACAAUCUUUCUGAUCUGCGGACAAGGAACAAUUAUCUGUCCAUGCAGCUCCAUAGCCAUUCAUACGACCCUUUUGACCUUUCUGGGUUUGACGUUGGUAUGAAUCGUGAAGAUUCGUCGCACCCGCUUUAUCCGCCGUGCUCCCACUGUCCACAAGGGUCUAUGAAUCAAUGCAAAGAAGCGGCAUGCCCCAUACUAGAGAUGACAUCACAAUGCACUGACCAGUGUGUCGUCGUCGCCUGUAACGAUCCCACCCACCCUGAGCCCAGUUGCCAUGUCGCUGACGAUGACAUCAUCUGCGACAGCCCGUGCCUCCCUAAUGAGGAUUGCGUCGAUUGUUCUGGACUUGAAGAAUUGCUGAAAUGCUGUACCGACUACCAUUCUUAUCUGUCUCAGCCAAAGUCCCUUGACCCAAGUCUCACACAGUCGAACUGGAACCCGCAGUCAGCAGAUGAUUUUUGUGGAUGCGACGAGACCGACUACGGCGAGCAACAUAUAUCCCAAUUCUUGUCAGAACACAGUGGCAUAGCCGGCCCUUUGGGUGACGUAUCUCCCGAACACCCAGUGUCAUCUAGCUCAGCGUUUUCUGCGUCACCCAUUUCCCAGGCGGCUACUCAAUUCACACCUGUCAGCCUACCACAAAACCUGCCGCAGAUGUAUAAUUGUUUGUGGGCAGACUGCAAAGCUACCUUCCCAACCAUUACGGAGCUAGUCGGGCAUGUCAACUUGGACCAUCUUCGUCCCCAAAAUCUAACAAAGGAAUCAGCCUCUCAGCAGGUAUGCUCAAAUGUUCCUCGGAAUCAACAUUUCGAACCCAACGCUCUGUCGUGCCACUGGGGAGACUGCGCUAUGUACCCCAGUCCAGAAUCAAUUUCAAGCUCUUCGACGACUGCAUUUACGGAUACUGUCCUCAACGUUCUUACCACGCAUCUGAUGCAAGAUCAUCUUGGCAUAAACUACCCCUUCCUGCAAUCGACGACCGUGCAUACUGCACCACCACAGAAAAUCCCUCCAACUUGUAUGGAAAAUAUUGCCCAUGACGAAUCACCCGCAGAUGCCCCUUCGGAUCCUUCACCUCGGAAGUCCUGUCCGCCAGACUCCCCGUCCACAGACUACGCCAUCAAACCCUGUCAAUGGAGUGGAUGCACGCAAACGUUCUCUUCUCCCGAUGACCUUACAAAACACAUCCUCGCCGCCCACAUCGGCAGUGGUAAAGCGCACUACGAGUGUUGCUGGGAGGGUUGCUCUCGGAAUGGCACUCAAGGAUUUUCAAGCAAACAAAAAGUCGCACGACACAUGCAGUCGCACACGGGACAUAGGCCAUUUAAGUGUAAAGUCUGUAAUGCACAUUUCUCGGAAACGGCUACGCUGCAGCAGCAUAUGCGGAGGCAUACCCAAGAGAAACCAUACGUUUGCGAUUUCCCUGGGUGCGGCAAGGCGUUUGCUAUUACGGGUGCACUGACGAUUCACAAGCGGACGCACAAUGGUGUCAAACCGUUCAAGUGCAAGUAUUGCGAAAAGGCCUUCACUGAGUCAUCGAAUCUGUCAAAACAUUUACGAACGCACACAGGUGCACGCCCUUACCCUUGCCCUGAGGAUGGGUGUGGAAAGUCUUUCGCCAGGCCAGACCAACUUGCGAGACACAUGAGUGUACAUAGAAAGAAGGACUCAGUAGGGCUGGGAGUGUUAUGAAAACGAAAAAUUUAUUUCGUCAUUAUGCAUCAUCAGUUAUGACAGUUGACUUAGCCUUUCCGUUGGAUGUCAGGGUUCAUGUCCAACAGUGGAGUGGUCAAUUCAUGUCGGGAGAUGACUAUGGUCAAAUCUAACAUAACGAG